This is a messenger RNA of Rhagoletis zephyria (snowberry fruit fly), 1314 nucleotides long. Lineage: Eukaryota; Metazoa; Arthropoda; Insecta; Diptera; Tephritidae. The record is from RefSeq and is a predicted model, not a curated record.
AUGAACACGGCACCGAAUGGCGGCGGGGCCCCAGUGCCCAUGAAGCCCUUUGUGCGCAUUGUCGAACAGCCAGCAAAGUGCGCCAUUCGCUUCCGCUACGAGUGCGAGGGCCGCUCUGCAGGCUCCAUUCCGGGCGUCAACUCCACGGCGGAGAACAAGUCAUUCCCCACAAUUCAGGUGUGCAACUACCGCGGCAAAGCGGUGGUCGUGGUGAGCUGUGUGACGAAGGACCCGCCUUACCGACCCCAUCCACACAAUCUGGUGGGCAAGGAGGGCUGCAAGAAGGGCGUCUGCACGAUUGUCAUCGACAACAACGCAGAGAUGACCUGCACCUUCACCUCACUGGGCAUUCAGUGCGUCAAGCGGAAGGACAUUGAGGAGAGCCUCAAACUGAGAGAGGUCAUCAAGGUGGAUCCAUUCAGAACCGGUUUUAAUCACCGCUCUCAAGCUUCUUCUAUUGAUCUCAACGUUGUCCGACUGUGUUUCCAAGUCUUCAUUGAAGGCCCUGAAAAGGGCAAGUUCACCGUACAACUUCCUCCCAUAGUCUCUGAACCAAUCUACGAUAAAAAGGCCAUGGCAGAGUUGAUCAUCACGAAGCUGUCUCACUACGCUGCGCCGUGCACUGGCGGCAAGGAGAUCAUUCUCCUCUGUGAUCGAGUGGCCAAGGACGACAUUCAGGUGCGAUUCUUCCACGAGACCGUCGACUGUGCGCUGAUUUGGGAGGCGUACGGCGAGUUUCUGCCCAAUGACGUCCACAAACAGGUGGCCAUCAGCCUGCGAACGCCCAAGUACUACGACGAGUCGAUUCAGCAGCCGGUCACCAUUCAAAUACAGCUCCGUCGGCCAUCGGACGGAUGCACGUCACUGUCGAGAAGCUUCCAACUGACACCACGGGAGCUCGACCCGGACGGACUGGUGCGUAAGCGACACAAGCGACUAAAAGAGGAGAACUACGAUCUCCUGCAGGAGUACAUUCAACUGGCCAGUGGGCCAUCAGCUUCGGGACAGAUGGGCGGCGCCAAGCGGUCGGCCAGCGUCAGCUUCACCGCCAACAAGACGCCCGGAUCUCCGAAGAAGGACCUUGUUCAGCAGUUGUUUCAGCAGCAACAACAACAGCAACAACAACAACAGCAACAGGCGUCCACUUCGGCGGCGGUCUCCUCUUCCUCAAGGUCACCCUUUGUCUACGGGCCACCUCAGAGCACACCGGUGCUCGCCCAGCAGUCCACUAUUGUACAGAGCAAUGUACGUAGUAGCAAUGCUUUUGAUUUUAGUUUAUACUAUGAUAUCUAUGGAUGGCCGAAAAAUACAUAA